AUGGUGGUGCCGCCGCCGCCCUCCUGCCAGCCCAGCUGGCGGGGGGCGGGAGGGGGCGCGCCGGAGGAGGGGGGGCCUGAGGAGGCGGGUGCGAGCCCCGUGUGGGGUGCGGAGACCUCGGGCUGGAAUUCAGGGAGGGGAGAUCCCCGAGCCGCCUCCACCGACCCCGCCCCGGGGCCGCUCACGUCGGUUCCGGGGCGGAUUACCCCUCUCCUAACGGCGCGGCACUGCGGCUCCGGGAGCCGGGAGAGGGGGAGGGGUCGGAGGCCACGGGUCCAGAAACCGUUACUGGGAAGGCAAGUGGGCUGCGGCAGCCCUGGGCUGGGUGGGGCCGGGGUGGUCGAACCCGAGACCCGCGUGGGAGAUGAGGUGCGCGAGGCUGGUGUCCUGGCUCGCGGAAGCCGGCGGAGCAGGGGCCCGGGAAGGGGAGCGCGAGCCCGGGGGACGGUAACCGCUGCUGCACGGGGAUUGCUCCGGGCCCUCUCAGAGCCUUCUCCCUCAAGGGCACUCUCAGGGAUCCACCAGAGCCCUAAAAACCGAAGCCUCUGGAACCUAUAUCCUCCCUCUGUCCGUCUCGCCCCAGAAUCUUCCCUGCGUCCUCCUCGCCCCCUCCCUCCUGCAGACAUUUCUCUUACCACCUGGGCAGCUGGGCAGUUGCCCCACCGUUUUCAGCAAAGUGGAGCUAUGAAGCCAGAACCCCACAACGAUGUCCUGCUGGAGCUUGGCUUCAACCAGGGGCCUUCUCCACCAAGAACCUAGAGGAGUAGAGGAAAAAAUUACCUUUCCUUCCCUGCAUAUGUUAUCUGUUGAAAUGUUGAAAAAUACAGAAAACAAAUGAAAAAAAUAAAGCAGUGACUACUGAUUCUAUUACCCAAACAUAAGUACGUAGGAUAGGAGCUUUUCUCUCCACUCCAGAAAUGCCUUCCUAGGAGGAAUCUUUGGUAAGAGCAGGAAAAGAGCCACCGUCUCCAUUUGAAUAACAAUGUGACAGACAAGGAGUCAAAGGGGUGUCUCUACUACUGAGCCAGAAGUUAGGGUAGACAAAUAAAUGCUUUCUUUUUCUGUCAUAAAUGCUUCUCCCUGAAGGGCCAGAAGCAUCUGAGCCCUUCCCCCAAUCCUCUUCAGAAAGACAAAGAAGAGGGGUUUAGGUGAGAGUACAGAGUUGGGGAGUGAGCCAGAGAUUAACUGAAGCCUAGAGGAGGGGACACAAGGACUAAGAACACCUUUAUCAUAAUAAGAACACCCUUAACGUAGUAAGAAAUCUCCACAGGCUAGUCUUUAGGAAUGCAGACUUAUCAGAAAGUUUUCCUAAUUUAGUGAAUUAACUAAGCCCUGCAGUCCUCCCAAAGAUAUGGCUCAGCUAAUGGAAGUCUACUCUACAGACACUAUAUUUUGAUCAUUUUCUCAUAUCCUUCUAAAAUAGACUUAAAAAAAUUUUUUUUGA
Messenger RNA from Panthera uncia (snow leopard), 1444 nucleotides. RefSeq lists its product as uncharacterized. The transcript is spliced from 4 exons. The record is from RefSeq and is a predicted model, not a curated record. Lineage: Eukaryota; Metazoa; Chordata; Mammalia; Carnivora; Felidae. Bases 1 to 759 code for a protein of 252 amino acids.